UUAGCGUCCUGCGACGUUCCGGAGAGCCUUAGGCCUCGCCGCUCGCUGGCCCCCGGGCCCGGGGCCUCAGCCCAAGAAGACCUUAGGGACCCGUCGCCGGAGCCGCGCCCUCGGGGCAUCCGCGGAACCCUCGCAGAUUCCGGUGUCGGCUUUUCCCCGGGGCCCAGCGGCGCCUUCGCGGGCCGGCGCGCUCCUCGAGGAGGAGAGUUUGCAGACGCUCCCUGACGGCGGGGACGCGGCUCCUUUAAGGACCCAGGAAACGACGCCUCCACGAUGUCGGGGAUCGCGCUCAGCCGACUCGCCCAGGAGAGGAAGGCCUGGAGAAAGGACCACCCCUUUGGCUUCGUGGCUGUCCCCACCAAGAACCCCGACGGCACCAUGAACCUCAUGAACUGGGAGUGCGCCAUUCCGGGCAAGAAAGGGACUCCGUGGGAAGGCGGCUUGUUCAAGCUUCGGAUGCUCUUCAAAGAUGAUUACCCGUCCUCCCCACCCAAGUGUAAAUUUGAGCCGCCGCUCUUCCACCCGAAUGUGUACCCCUCGGGCACAGUCUGCCUGUCCAUCCUGGAGGAGGACAAGGACUGGAGGCCGGCCAUCACGAUCAAGCAGAUCUUGUUAGGGAUUCAGGAGCUGCUGAAUGAACCAAAUAUCCAAGACCCCGCUCAAGCAGAGGCCUACACGAUCUACUGCCAGAACAGAGUGGAGUAUGAGAAACGAGUCCGAGCACAAGCCAAGAAGUUCGCGCCCUCCUAGGUGGCCUCACAGCAGCAAGGAAGGGAUUGGUUUGGCAGGAACUGGUUUACGACACUUUGCAAGCCCACGUCGCUCUGUACAAUUCCUGGGGGGCGCCACCCCAUCCGCCACGCGCCCUCUGACGCGCCGAACCCCGGUUCUUCACACAGGGUCUCUUCCUUCCGUCUUUUGUAGUUUGAUUGUUCUGUAAAACUCGCUUUUAUUUUAAUAUUGAUGUCAGUAUUUCCACUGCUGUAAGGUUUCCUACGGGGUGAGCGCAGACACAGGCAUGCUCCCCAGCAGGCCCGCGCGGCUCCGGGCUCCAAGACGCCCGCCCCCGCUCUUCUCCGCACACCCCGGUUUGUGUUGCUUUGAGCCUCAGAUCCAGUCGCCAGCGUCUCCCUUCCGCAUCACUUCCUGUGUUUAUAUGGCGUUUUGUCUGUGUUGCUGUUUAGAGUAAAUAAACUGUUUAUAUAAAGAUUUUUGUUGCAUUCUUGUGUACAAGUGAGGAGGCUAUGUGGCAUGGUGGUCUCCCUGCUGCCUGCGGCCGCCCCUGUGCAUAAAGUCGGCGCCUG
This is a messenger RNA of Sorex fumeus (smoky shrew), 1304 nucleotides long. RefSeq names its product ubiquitin conjugating enzyme E2 I (gene UBE2I). Lineage: Eukaryota; Metazoa; Chordata; Mammalia; Eulipotyphla; Soricidae. The transcript is spliced from 7 exons. Gene Ontology annotation, molecular function: SUMO conjugating enzyme activity. Gene Ontology annotation, cellular component: nucleus. The record is from RefSeq and is a predicted model, not a curated record. Bases 274 to 750 code for a protein of 158 amino acids. Gene Ontology annotation, biological process: protein sumoylation.